Achroia grisella is the source of this 4843-nucleotide messenger RNA. RefSeq names its product AP-2 complex subunit alpha (gene AP-2alpha). The coding region runs from base 229 to 3018 and encodes 929 amino acids. Gene Ontology annotation, molecular function: clathrin-cargo adaptor activity. The record is from RefSeq and is a predicted model, not a curated record. NCBI's taxonomy places the organism in Eukaryota, Metazoa, Arthropoda, Insecta, Lepidoptera, Pyralidae. Gene Ontology annotation, biological process: intracellular protein transport; clathrin-dependent endocytosis. Gene Ontology annotation, cellular component: membrane coat; AP-2 adaptor complex. The transcript has a single exon.
GUUUCAAUUUUUUUGCAAUCUAUGGUUAUGGAAGGCGUUGUAGAAGAAAGUUCGGCUUCAUCCAUCGUAUUAAUUUUCAAUGACGGCCUUUGAUUGAUUUAUAUAAAUCGAACAAGAUAUACCUUCCAUUAAAAUAGUACAUUAGUGUUAGAGACAAACAUCCACAAUUUUUUUUAAUAAGUGUGAGCAAAAGGCCUAAAACUGGUGUUCGAUAAGUCACUUGGCAAUAUGCCUGCCGUGAGGGGCGAUGGAAUGCGAGGACUCGCAGUCUUCAUAUCUGAUAUAAGGAACUGCAAAAGUAAAGAAGCGGAAAUAAAGAGAAUCAAUAAAGAAUUGGCAAAUAUAAGAAGCAAGUUUAAGGGUGACAAAACUCUCGAUGGGUAUCAAAAGAAAAAAUAUGUCUGUAAACUUCUGUUUAUCUUCUUACUGGGACAUGACAUUGAUUUUGGACACAUGGAGGCAGUUAAUCUACUGUCUUCUAAUAAAUAUUCUGAGAAACAGAUUGGUUACCUUUUUAUAUCGGUCCUGGUCAACACCAACAGUGAUCUGAUUAAGCUCAUUAUUCAGAGCAUUAAGAAUGAUUUACAGUCCCGUAACCCUAUUCACGUCAACCUUGCUCUGCAAUGUAUUGCUAACAUUGGUAGUAAAGAUAUGGCAGAAGCUUUUGGAACUGAGAUACCGAAGCUUCUGGUCUCUGGUGACACUAUGGAUGUAGUUAAACAAUCUGCUGCACUUUGCUUACUUCGCCUGUUUCGUAAAUCACCUGAAAUUAUUCCUGGGGGUGAGUGGACUUCUAGAAUAAUACAUCUUUUAAAUGACCCACACAUGGGUGUGGUAACUGCGGCCACCUCCCUUAUAGAUGCUCUUGUUAAAAAGAAUCCAGAGGAGUAUAAAGGAUGUGUAACAUUAGCUGUAGCCAGAUUAAGUCGAAUUGUGACUGCCAGCUAUACCGAUUUACAGGAUUACACAUACUACUUUGUACCAGCUCCUUGGUUAUCUGUAAAAUUAUUAAGGCUACUCCAGAAUUAUACUCCUCCCUCAGAGGAGCCUGGUGUACGAGGACGUCUUUCUGAAUGCUUGGAAACCAUUUUCAAUAAAGCGCAAGAACCACCCAAAUCAAAGAAAGUUCAACACUCAAAUGCCAAAAAUGCAGUAUUAUUUGAAGCUAUAAGCCUCAUUAUCCAUAAUGAUAGUGAACCCAAUUUGUUAGUGCGAGCCUGUAAUCAACUGGGCCAAUUCCUCAGCAAUCGGGAAACCAACCUCAGAUAUUUGGCUCUUGAAUCAAUGUGCCAUCUUGCAACAUCUGAAUUUUCACAUGAAGCAGUUAAGAAACACCAAGAAGUUGUUAUUCUCUCUAUGAAAAUGGAGAAAGAUGUGUCAGUUCGACAACAAGCUGUGGAUUUACUAUAUGCAAUGUGUGAUAAAACAAAUGCUGAAGAAAUUGUUCAGGAAAUGUUGGCUUAUUUGGAAACUGCAGAUUAUUCUAUUAGGGAAGAAAUGGUGCUGAAAGUUGCCAUUUUAGCAGAGAAGUAUGCUACUGAUUUCACUUGGUAUGUUGAUGUUAUUCUCAACUUGAUAAGAAUUGCAGGAGACUAUGUUUCAGAGGAGGUCUGGUAUAGAGUCAUACAAAUUGUUAUAAAUAGAGAAGAAGUACAAGGAUAUGCUGCAAAAACAGUUUUUGAAGCUUUACAGGCACCCACAUGCCAUGAAAACAUGGUAAAAGUGGGUGGAUACAUACUUGGUGAAUUUGGUAAUUUGAUUGCAGGAGAUACUCGAUCCUCACCCCAAGUUCAAUUUGAGCUGCUUCAUUCCAAAUAUCACUUAUGUUCUGCUGCAACAAGGGCUCUCUUACUAUCAACAUAUAUAAAACUUGUGAAUCUCUUCCCAGAAAUUAAAAAUCGUGUACAAGAAGUUUUUCGUGCUGACUCCAAUCUUCGCUCAGCUGAUGUUGAAUUACAGCAGCGGGCAUCAGAAUAUUUGCAACUGAGCAUAGUAGCUAGUUCUGAUGUUCUAGCAACAGUCCUUGAAGAAAUGCCUGCAUUUCCAGAAAGAGAAUCAUCAAUACUUGCUGUAUUAAAGAAGAAGAAGCCUGGACGUAUACCUGAUGAUGUAAGAGAAUCGAAAAGUCCACAACCAUCUGGUGUCCCAACUGCUAUUAUUAAUUCCACAAACAAUACCAAUAGUUCCAGUGCUGAUUUGCUUGGCUUAUCCACACCACCCGGAACUACAUCUUCUGCUACAGGUAAUGGACUGCUUGAUGUCUUUGGGGAUUUAUACAAUGCUCCUAAAACAAGUCCUAGCACAAUACAGCAAAAUAACAUUAAAAAAUUCUUAUUCAAAAAUAAUGGAGUUCUUUUUGAAAAUGAUUUAAUUCAGAUAGGGGUUAAGAGUGAAUUUAGACAGAACCUGGGAAGAAUUGGCUUGUUCUAUGGAAAUAAGACACAGUUUGCAAUUCAAAAUGUCCGUCCUGAAUUACAUUGGACUGACUCACACAAACUUAAUGUGCAAAUGAAGCCUAUGGAACCAAUACUAGAAGCAGGUGCUCAAAUUCAGCAAAUGUUAACUGCAGAAUGUAUUGAAGAUUUUCCAGAUACACCAAGCAUGUCCAUUUCUUUCAUGUUCAAUAAUGUACCACAAAAAAUUACCAUGAAACUUCCACUUACACUAAACAAAUUCUUUGAACCAACAGAGAUGAAUGGUGAAUCAUUUUUUGCACGAUGGAAAAAUUUAGGUGGUGAACAGCAAAGAGCCCAAAAGAUAUUCAAAGCUCAAGGUGCAAUUGAUUUAACUGCUGCUCGUACUAAACUAGCUGGCUUUGGAAUGCAGCUUUUGGAUGGUAUUGAUCCAAAUCCAGAUAAUUUUGUAUGUGCUGGUAUUGUACAUACAAGAGUUCAGCAAGUGGGAUGCCUCAUGAGAUUGGAACCGAAUAAACAAGCUCAAAUGUUUAGGCUGACGGUAAGAUCUAGCAAAGAAACAGUUUCACAGGAAAUCUGUAAUCUGUUAGCUGAUCAGUUCUAAAUUAUUUUGAUAUAAAGGACCAUUUAUAUGAACAACAUUGUUAAACAAUGAAAUUGAUGUUAUUUAAUUAAUAUUUGCCUAGAGAUUCACAAUGUUUAUUUGUAAAGUUGCCAAGUGCAGUUUUAGCUUAUGAACAAUGCAAUACACUUGUGAAUGUUGCACUGAUACUCAGUAAGAAAUAUAAAAUAUACAAUAGAUUUUUUUUACUUCUUACUUUUGCUGCUAAUGUAACUUACUUCAUUUCCUCUAAGACAGCUAGCAAAAAUUAACAACUUUGUAAAUGUCUGUUGUUAAUAUUUAUCAAAUGUGUAAAUUCGUUAUGUAUACUCCUUUUCUCAAUUACUAUCUAUUUAGUAAUUUUAAUAUUCAACUUCAUUGUUGUUUAAAUACUACUACAUAUAUCUAAAUUAGGAAAUACAUUUUUUUUAUUUUUGUUAUUAUAUAAAUGUGUUACAUACGUUAUGUUGUGUACCAAACUUAUAUUUUAUUUGUAUAUAGUUUCUGAUUGAGAUAAGCUCAAUCCUGAUUGCAUAAGCUUACAACUUUUCAACAAUUUACUUCAUUAAAAUGUGAAUAAUCUUUUGUUUCCAUAACUUUAAUUAUAUUAUUAGUAGUGAUUGAUAAACAUAAAUAUACCAAAAAUAGGUGUAGUCUUUGGCAUUUGUCAUUAUACAUCAAAAUUUAUAUCAAUUGAAAUCGCAUCCUCCCUAUAAAUGUUAUUUUAAUACCGAAUUUUAUCAUUUAAAACUGGUAGUCAUUAUUUUAAAAUAUGUGAGUUGUUAAAUUGUAAUUGGAACACUGUUCCUCUCAUGCACAUCAACUCAAAUUUAUUUAUAUGUAAUGUAUAAAGUACUCAUGCAUUAUAUUUGUGUACAUAUACACUAUUGCUUAUACAAAUUAAUUUUUAUUUUGUUAAUUUUAAGAGAAUAAUUAUAUCUAUAUAUUUAAAUUAUUUAAACCAAAUUCUUAUCUAAAUUGUGGAAUUAUACUAUACAGUCGUAGUUAUAUCCCAGUAAUAGCUACUUUUAUUAGCUAUAUUUAUUAACAGACAUUCCUAACAAGUCUCAAACUUAUUUUGCAAUUGUGAUAAAUCUAUAUGUAGGUGCGUAUUUAUGUAUAUCACGAUCUAUAUGCUAUUCAUAAAUCGGUGAUAUACUUGUUUAUUGAUAUAGUACGUAGAAACUAUAUAUAUUUUUAUGUAGCUUUCACCACUAAUGAUGAGUGUUAUCACGAGUGAGGUUACAAGUGUAGAGUAAUUUUUAUUUGUAUGUCACCUUUGGUUCCUUUAUUUGUACGCAAUAGAUAUAUUUUCUAUAGGUGGUGCGUCAGCAUCUGAUCCAUACAUGUUUAUUGUCUAAUCUAGUAAUAACUCGGAUUCCGUUAUUUCUAUCCCUACAUCUAUGUUACUGUGUUUUCGGAAUCUCAACAAAAUGUUGUAUUUAUGUUCCACAAAAUUAUAGACUGUAGAAUUAGACAAAUUAGUAUUAUAAAAAUCAAAUGUUAUGAAAUCUGUAGACGUACUAAGACUUUCUUUGCAUGAUAGAUUGUAUAAGUGAUGAGUAAUAAAGUAAUAUAUAUCAUUUCAAACAUUUAUUGCAUUCUAUAUGUUAAGAUGUGGUAUAAUAACCUUUAUAUGUAUAUUAUGAAUAUGAAUUUUAAUAGUGUAAUGCUUGGUAUACUUAUUGCAUACGCAUCGCAUAUUGUGGGGUUAUCAAUGUACAAUAUCGCAUGUGAAAUUCGAGUGUAUGAAAUAUAGAUAUAGAUGUUUGUUCUCGCGCUUCUAAAUCAUAUAAUUGUCGGAAAUACAUAUUUAUCCAAUACUUAA